Balaenoptera acutorostrata (minke whale) is the source of this 2507-nucleotide messenger RNA. It is a transcript of the gene NPAS4, whose product is annotated as neuronal PAS domain protein 4. Gene Ontology annotation, molecular function: protein dimerization activity; DNA-binding transcription factor activity, RNA polymerase II-specific; RNA polymerase II transcription regulatory region sequence-specific DNA binding. The transcript is spliced from 8 exons. NCBI's taxonomy places the organism in Eukaryota, Metazoa, Chordata, Mammalia, Artiodactyla, Balaenopteridae. Gene Ontology annotation, biological process: regulation of transcription by RNA polymerase II. The record is from RefSeq and is a predicted model, not a curated record. The coding region runs from base 1 to 2397 and encodes 798 amino acids.
AUGUAUCGCUCCACCAAGGGCGCCUCCAAGGCGCGCCGCGACCAGAUCAACGCUGAGAUCCGGAACCUCAAGGAGCUGCUGCCGCUGGCUGAAGCGGACAAGGUCCGGCUGUCCUACCUGCACAUUAUGAGUCUUGCCUGCAUCUACACUCGCAAGGGCGUCUUCUUCGCUGGAGGCACUCCUCUGGCGGGCCCCACAGGGCUUCUCUCAGCUCAAGAGCUUGAAGACAUAGUGGCAGCACUACCUGGAUUCCUGCUUGUGUUCACGGCGGAGGGGAAGCUGCUAUAUCUCUCUGAGAGUGUGAGCGAGCAUCUGGGCCACUCCAUGGUGGACCUGGUUGCCCAGGGUGACAGUAUCUACGACAUCAUUGACCCAGCUGACCACCUAACUGUGCGCCAGCAACUCACCCUGCCCUCUGCUCUGGAUAAUGAUCGCCUCUUCCGCUGUCGCUUCAACACCUCCAAGUCCCUCAGGCGCCAGAGUGCAGGCAACAAACUGGUGCUUAUUCGAGGCCGAUUCCAUGCUCACCCACCUGGGGCCUACUGGGCAGGAAAUCCUGUGUUCACAGCUUUCUGUGCUCCACUGGAGACAAGACCCCGUCCUGGCCCUGGCCCUGGUCCUGGCCCUGGCCCUGCCUCACUUUUCUUGGCCAUGUUCCAGAGCCAUCACGCUAAGGACCUGGCCCUUCUGGACAUCUCAGAGAGUGUCCUAAUCUACCUGGGCUUUGAGCGCAGUGAACUGCUCUGUAAAUCAUGGUAUGGACUGCUGCACCCUGAGGACCUGGGCCACGCUUCUGCUCAACACUACCGCCUGUUGGCUGAGAGUGGAGAUAUUCAAGCAGAGAUGGUGGUGAGACUGCUGGCCAAGCCUGGAGGCUGGGCAUGGAUUUAUUGCCUUUUAUAUUCAGAAGGUCCGGAGGGUCCCAUUACUGCCAAUAACUACCCAAUCAGUGAUACAGAAGCCUGGAGCCUCCGCCAGCAGUUAAACUCUGAAGAAACCCAGGCAGCCUAUGUCCUGGGCACCCCGACCAUGCUGCCCUCAUUCCCGGAGAACAUCCUCUCCCAGGAACAAUGCUCUGGCCCUAAUCCACUCUUCACCAUGGGGCCUCCCCGAAGCACCAAUUUCCCCAGUGCUCCUGAGCUGGGUGCUGUCUCAACACCAGAAGAGCUUCCCCGACCCCCCAAAGAGCUUGGCUUCAGUUACCUGACAUUCCCAUCUGGCCCUGAGCCUUCUCUUCAAGCAGACCUGAGCAAGGAUCUUGUAUGCACCCCACCCUACACGCCCCACCAGCCGGGAGGCUGUGCCUUCCUCUUCAGCCUCCAUGAGCCCUUCCAGACCCACUUGCCCACUCCAUCCAGCUCUCUCCAAGAACAGCUGACUCCAAGUACUGUGACCUUCUCUGAUCAAUUGACGCCCAGCAGUGCAACUUUCCCAGAUCCGCUGACUAGCCCACUACAAGGCCAACUGACUGAAACCUCAGCCAGAAGCUAUGAAGAUCCUUGCACCUCCACUUUCCCAGAUCAGCUGCUUCCCAGCACUGCCACCUUCCCAGAGCCUCUGAACAGCCCUGCCCGUGAGCAGGUGAAUUCUCCAAGCACAGCAUUCCAAGCACACCUGAACAGCCCCAGCCAAACUUUCCCAGAGCAACUGAGCCCCAAUCCCACCAAGACUUACUUCGCCCAGGAGGGAUGCAGUUUUCUCUAUGAGAAGUUGCCCCCAAGUCCUAGCAGCCCUGGUAAUGGGGACUGCACACUCCUGGCCCUAGCCCAGCUCCGGGGCCCCCUCUCUGUGGAUGUCCCCCUGGUGCCCGAAGGCCUGCUUACACCUGAGGCCUCUCCAGUCAAGCAGAGUUUCUUCCACUAUUCUGAGAAGGAGCAGAAUGAGAUAGACCGUCUCAUCCAGCAGAUCAGCCAGUUGGCUCAGGGCAUGGACAGGCCCUUCUCAGCUGAGGCUGGCACGGGUGGGCUAGAGCCACUUGGGGGGCUGGAGCCCCUGGACGCUAACCUUUCCCUGGCAGGAGCUGGCCCCCCUGUGCUCAGCCUGGACCUGAAACCCUGGAAAUGCCAGGAUCUGGAUUUCCUGGCUGACCCUGAUAUAUUCCUGGAAGAGACGCCCGUGGAAGACAUCUUCAUGGAUCUCUCUACCCCAGACCCCAAUGGGGAAUGGAGUUCAGAGGAUCCUGAGGCAGCAGUCCCAGGAGGGGCCCCAUCACCUUGCAACAACCUGUCCCCAGAAGAUAGCAGCUUCCUGGAGGACCUGGCCACAUACGAAACCGCCUUUGAGACAGGUGUCUCAGCAUUCCCCUACGAUGGGUUUACUGAUGAGUUGCAUCAACUCCAGAGCCAAGUUCAAGACAGCUUCCAUGAAGAUGGAAGUGGAGGGGAACCAACGUUUUGAAUAAGUCUGUGACUUAACGUCGUCAAGUAUGGCAUAUUGUCAUCAAGACAUGGAGCCGCUCUCCACCCCCCCGGGAUUGUUGGGGGGGUUCUGGGGGCCAGAGGGGGAUA